AUGGGUUUCGGCGCCGACUGCUCGAGUGUGACUCCUUCCCGGAGCACAUCGCCUUCAACUUCACCCCGCACCUCGCUCGACUUCACCUCUGCCAGCGAGGACCGAAGCAGCGGCGACUGGACCCAGAACGACGACAUCUUCAGCCUUGGCGACUACCUCAUCUGCACCCGACACCUGCUGGGCCGUGGAUCUUUCGGUGAGGUCAAGCUGGGCUUCCACCGCCCCACCGGCCGGCGAGUAGCGGUGAAGAUCAUCAACAAGGCGCAGCUCAGCCCCGAGAAGAGGCAGGAGGUCGACCGUGAGAUCGAAAUUCUGAAGAAGGUGGGCAUCCACCCGUGCAUCGUUUCCCUCCACGACGUGGCCGAGGACGAGUCCUUCAUCUACAUGUUCUUCGAGUACGUCGCCAGCGACCUCCUCCGAUUCCUCAAGCAGCACGGCCGCCUCGACGAGCCUGUCGUCUACCGCAUCUUCUCUCAGCUCGUCGAGGCCGUCUCGUACCUCCAUGCCAACGGCAUCGUCCACAGGGACAUCAAGAUCGAGAACAUCCUCAUAGAUGAAGCGUCGCUCUCGGUCAAGCUGUGCGACUUCGGCUUCGCCACCUACUACACGCCCACGACGCGCUUCGAGAAGUGGUGCGGCAGCCCGCACACCGUGGCGCCCGAGAUCAUCCAGCGAAUCCCCUACUCCGGCCCCAAGGUCGACGUGUGGUCGCUCGGCUCGGUCCUGUACACUAUGAUUUGCGCCUUCUUCCCCUUCCAAGCUACCGUUCCCAAGGACGUGCUCAAGAGGACCGUACUCGGCAAGUUUCACGCUUUCCCCGGCGGCUGUGGCUCGCGUGCCACCCACGACCUUAUCUCGAGGUGCCUCACGAUCGAUACUGAAAAGAGAAUCACACUCGAUCACGUGCGCCAGCACCCCUUCUUCUGGAAGCACGAGAAGAUCGGGGCGGAGGCUGUAACGGUCGAGGAGAACGAGUCGGGCGAAGAGGGAACCGUCGAGUGGAGCGACUCCAUGGACGUGAUGACCUGCUGA
Acanthamoeba castellanii str. Neff is the source of this 1032-nucleotide messenger RNA. RefSeq names its product protein kinase, putative. Gene Ontology annotation, cellular component: cytoplasm. Gene Ontology annotation, biological process: protein phosphorylation; intracellular signal transduction. NCBI's taxonomy places the organism in Eukaryota, Discosea, Longamoebia, Acanthamoebidae. The transcript is spliced from 3 exons. The record is from RefSeq and is a predicted model, not a curated record. Gene Ontology annotation, molecular function: ATP binding; protein serine/threonine kinase activity. The coding region runs from base 1 to 1032 and encodes 343 amino acids.